AUGUUAGUAAAGUCACUUUCGCAGACGAUUUCCGCAGUUUGGUUCUUCAUCAAGAAGUUUUUCUUCGGAAUUCCGCAGAGUCGCGAAAUCGCUGCUUCAGAAGAUGUUGAAGCUCAACUCAGCCUCGUCGAGACCGACCUCGACGCUCCCGAAAGGCGUGGAAAGAAGCGAAAGCACGAGAACCACGAUGGGCACUACUGCAAGAUCUGUGGCCAAGAGUACGACACCGAGAAGCAUCGACCAGCUUUCGUCGGCAAGUGCUACCACACAUUCUGCAUCAAAUGCAUCGACACUCUCCGAUUCACCGAGUGCCUUCAGUUAACCGUUCAAAUCUCUAGCUUAUUUUUCAACUACUAUUUCGGUUAUUAA
Molecule: messenger RNA, 369 nt
Organism: Oikopleura dioica
Lineage: Eukaryota; Metazoa; Chordata; Appendicularia; Copelata; Oikopleuridae
Source: the annotation of a GenBank genome assembly